GUCGAACUAACCGUCGUCGCGUUUGGGCGUGUAGUAGUUGUAGUGUUUCUGUUUCCCUUUGUUUACAUCUAAACCAAUUCUUUGUGCUUCCAAACGCGCGAUGGAAAGUCAACCCUUUGUUCUUGUGUAAUAUAUAUGUUUGUAUGGAAAACAUGGCUUCGGACAGCCAAUCAGAUUCACAAGAGACCAAUUCUACAGCAUUGGUUGAAGAUUCUCUAAAUAUUACCUUUGAGGAUGUGUGCUACAAAGUUAGAGAUUUGUUCUCGGGUGGAGGACGCAAGACGAUUCUCAAAGAAGUCAGCGGACAAUUCAAUUCAGGAGAGCUCAACGUAAUUAUAGGACAGUCUGGGGCGGGAAAGAGUUCUCUCAUGGAUAUACUAGCUGGAUACACAAAACCAACUACAGGCAGGAUCUACGUAAACGGGCGGACGAGAAACGAGAAACUAUUCAGAAGACGGUCCUGUUAUAUCUUACAAGAUGACAAGAUUUAUGACACGCUAACCGUCGAUGAAUCACUCAAGAUUGCAGCUGAAUUAAAAUUAGGAAAUCACAUAAGCAGGCAACAAAAGAAGAAGCGGAUAGAGGAAUUGAUGACAUCGCUGGACGUUGGAAGAGUAAGAAACACGAGAGUGGGAAAUCUUUCCGGAGGUCAAAAAAAGCGACUGGCCAUUGGAUUAGAACUAGUCAGUGACCCACCAGUUAUGUUUCUGGAUGAACCAACGAGCGGUUUGGACAGUUCAAUAUCAAAGCAGUUGGUCUAUCUUCUACAUUUACUAGCAAGACAGGGGCGAACUGUGAUCAUAAGUAUGCACCAGCCUUCAGCCCUUGUCCUUCAUAUGGUGGACAAGCUAUACGGCAUUGUAGCUGGAAGAUGUGCCUACAUGGGAUCUGUAUCACUCCUACUGCCUUAUCUUAACCAAAUGAAUCUUACGUGCCCGCCAUAUCACAAUCCGGUAGACUUUUUUAUAGAAAUAUGCAUAGAAAAUGAAAACCUUUUAGUUGAAUUCUCCGAAAAUGGUAAAAGUAAUAAAUGGACUCAAAACAAUUCUCAUGAGACUGAUAAAAAGAUAAUAGAAUAUAGAAGAAGCGAAGAAGUCUAUUUAACAACUUUACCAUCAACCAAGGGAGAUCCGACAAACAAAAUAUUGUUGGCUCUCAAAAGUACAUACCCCACCUCAGCUUGGAACCAAUUCAUUAUACUAAGUAAAAGAUCUCUUAUGGGAGUCUGGCGCAAUCCCUCCUUCGCCUUAAUGAUAACUGGCAUCCACACGGCCAUGGCCUUGUUUGUUGGACUUCUGUUUUUCAAUGUGGGUGAGGACGCAACCUAUGUUAGAGACAAUUACAACUUUCUCUACUUUAGUCUCAUGUUCCUGAUGUUUACAGCGUUCACUUCUGUGUCCAUUAAUUUUCCAGAACAAAUCCCAGUUAUAAGACGAGAGCACUUCAACAGAUGGUAUAACACUGGGGCGUAUUACGCUUCAACAUUAGUAUCAACAUUACCCAUACAGACAGUGUGUACGCUACUGUUUGCGUCUAUUACCUACAUUCUAACCGGACAGCCUUUAGAAUUCAUACGAUUUUCAAUAUUUAGCAUAACGUUACUACUAGUGUCAUUUGUUGCCCUUUGCGCCGGUCUCUUUAAUGGAUCGCUAUUUACAGUGAAAAAUGGAGUUAUCUUCGGGCCACUCUUCAUAAUGCCAUUCACGAUAUUUUCCGGUUUCUUCCUUCGGUACACCGACGCACCUAGGUUCAUACAGUGGAUAUUCAAUGUCUCAUUUUUAAAACACGGUCUAGUUGGUUUAGUUAUUGCAAUAUUUGGUUUAGAACGUCCUAAACUAAUUUGUUCGGAUUUGUACUGCCAUUACUCGUAUCCACGAAAAUUCAUAAAAGACAGUGGAAUGCACGAUGAAAAAUAUUCACUAGCUGUCAUAGCCCUGCUGACAAUCGGAUCAACGUUUAUUUGUUUGGCUUACACAGCUUUAAAAAUAAGGUUAAAAAGUAAAUGGUAGGUACAUAAUUAACGCAAACGUGUUGUUCUGUAUUAUGUAUUUAUAUAUACAUAAGUCGUAUUAUAUGGUAUUUUGAAAUAUUAAGAAAUAUAAAUUAUGUUUUAUUUUACUGCAAAAUACGCUGUACCUAUAGAUAUUUUCUGUUGUGUUAUGAAUUGUAUGAGUUAUAAAACAAACAUAACUUUAAAACUUAAACGCUCAAAUUUUUCUAUAUAUAAAUAUAUAUAUACAAAUAUAUCGCCAACCCGUCUUGAGCAAGCGUGGUGAUUAAUGCUCUAACGUUCUCCAUGUGAGAAGAGGUCUUUGCUCAGCAGUGAGCUCCUAUAGGCUGAUAAUGAUGAAUGAUGAAGUGAUCUAAGAAUAGUGUACAUGAAAAUAAAAUCAGUCACCACUCAAUUAUUAUAAAAUUAUUAAUUAAAAUUCUACUUCGUUACAAUACCACAAAUAUUUUUUCGUUUCGUAGUUUUUUAAGACUUAAAAUUUUUGUUAAAAUCAACUCCCGUUGUUAUUCUAAAUAUAUAUACGUAUUUACAUGGAUUUACAGGGGACGAUUCGUUUAUACGUUUAGACGCUUUUCUUAAUAUUAUAUGUAUCAGAACAGAUAGAUUAUAAUAUUGUAACAUACAUUAUAUAUAGAUAUGAUAUAAGUCAAAAGCCAAACGUUCGUAACGGGUGUUUUUAUAUUGUUUUAUCGAAUAAUAUAAUAUGAUUGGUACAAUAUAUCUACACAUAAUAUAAGAUUGUAUAUAAAUACAUUGUUUAUAUUAAUCUAAGAAGAACAAUAUGUUUUUUUAACAAAUAAUCUUAUAAAAUGCAAUGGGUGAUGUGUCAUAAGAUUAGAAUUAAAUGGUGUGGUAAUGCUGCUAUAAAUUUAUAAAAUAUGUGAAACACUCAUUUAUGCAAAGUGAAAGUAAAUUGUAACAACAAUUAAUUGAAGUUCAGAUAUUCUGUGCUCGUUUGUUGUCAUUAAAAACAUUCCCUUACAAUAUAUCAACGUUAUUCUGUGAUUUAGUACUAUUUAUUAUGCAAGUUACAUUGAAAGAGAUUUUUUUUAUAUGAGUAAAAUUAAGUAGCUAAUAAUUGAUGCAUGGGCUAUUUUUUUUUUAAAUGUUUAAAUGACGGUGUUCAUGUUAUGUUAUUGAAGACUUUACUGUGUUGUGUGUUGCCAUAAAUAUUUUUUUUUUAAACUGCGCUCAAUAUACCAUGUCUUUUUUAUGAAUUGUUAUUUAAAGAAAAAAUUCGUAUCAUGACAAUAAACAUUGAAUUAAAAUAAUAUUUUUUUCAUUCUACUCUAGAUUUAUCUUAUAUUAUUAAUCUAUAUAUUAAAAUUUUAUUUUACUGUAUAUAAUAAUGUAUUUUCCCGAACUGUUCAACAGUGUUGGAUCUGUCAAGAAGAUGCUGGCAAGAAAGUAUAGUUGUAUUAGUCAAACUAGCAUUUAACUUUUUAUUAAUAAUGAAUUACACGACAUCUUUAUA
Messenger RNA from Danaus plexippus (monarch butterfly), 3485 nucleotides. Its product is annotated as ATP-binding cassette subfamily G member 4-like. The record is from RefSeq and is a predicted model, not a curated record. NCBI's taxonomy places the organism in Eukaryota, Metazoa, Arthropoda, Insecta, Lepidoptera, Nymphalidae. Gene Ontology annotation, cellular component: plasma membrane. Gene Ontology annotation, molecular function: ATP binding; ABC-type transporter activity; ATP hydrolysis activity. The coding region runs from base 144 to 2009 and encodes 621 amino acids. The transcript is spliced from 10 exons.